Lactuca virosa is the source of this 1977-nucleotide messenger RNA. The record is from the annotation of a GenBank genome assembly. Lineage: Eukaryota; Viridiplantae; Streptophyta; Magnoliopsida; Asterales; Asteraceae.
AUGGCUGAAGUAGAUCUCACAAUGGCAUUCAAACUAACCCCUUCUCUUCUAGAACAACUUGGGAAAGCAUUAAUUGAGCUACAAUCCCAUUCAGACACCACUUCAGAUACUGUUUCAUUCACCGAAAUAAGUGAUCACUUCCGUGACCUCGAAUCAAAAAUGUUAAAAAAAUACACCGAACUCGAAUCCAAAGAGAAAUCCUUCAAACAAGAAGAAUCCAACAGCCGCCGAUCCCUAGCGGCAAAAGUGUCGGCAGUUGCCGAAAAAGAACAAGAGAUGUUCGACCGCAUUCAGCUCUUAAAAGAUGCCGCCGUCGCCGCCAUUGCUGAGGCCCGCGCCAAUUACCUUCCGCCACCUGUCUACAACACCGCUGAUGAUGUCACCGAAGACAUGGACAACACCAAGGUAAUAAUACCAAACUCCCCCGAAGAAACAAAUGACGAUGGUGGUGGUGGUGACUCGGUCACGUUUUAUGACGAGUUGACUCGGUUAUGCGACCAGAUGGAUGCAAAAGGACUUGUGAGUCUCUUUAUGGAAAACCGAAAAAGUAUAUCUGUUUUACGUGAAGAACUUAGUCAUGUACUUAAAAGUACAAAAGAACCAGGUCGUCUGGUUCUUGACUCACUUGAGGGUUUCUACGCCGACGACACCACCACCGCCGCCAGCGGUGGCGGCUCUCAGGGAAUGAGGCAGUCGUGUAUAGCUAUUAUGGAGUCUUUGAGUGCCAUGUUGGCAGGGGGGGAGAUGGGGGCAGAUGUUUUGUUAGGACUUGAAAUUAAGCAAGAAGCCAAGGCUAUGGCUAAUGAGUGGAGGGGUAAAUUGGUAGUUAAUGAUAAUGAUGAUGAUAACGAUGGAAAGUCAUUGGAAGUUGAGGGUUUUUUGCAGCUUGUUGCGACUUUUAGGGUUGCAUCAGAGUUUGAUGAAGACGAACUCUGCAAACUUGUUUUUGCGGUUUGUGAGCGUAGAGAAGCACCGAGUUUAUGCCGGGCUCUUGGUUUAGCGCACAAAAUGCCAGGUGUUAUUGAGGAGCUGGUUAGUAGUGGGAAGUUGAUUAGUGCGGUGCAUUUUGUGCAUGGAUUUGAGCUUGCAGAUAGAUUCCCAACUGUACCACUUUUGAAGACUUAUUUGAAGGAUUUGAGGAGGAGUUCACAAGGGAAACGUGGUAAUUGGGGCAAUCCAGAGAGUGGUCUGAACGAAGGAAACGCGAAAGAGCUCGCAGCACUACAAAACGUAGUCCACUGCGUGCAAAAAUACGAGCUGGAAACAGAAUACCCACUCGAAGCAAUUCACAGAAGACUGGAACAAUUAGAAAGAGCAAAAGUCGAUAGAAAAAGGUCAUCACGUGAUCCACCUACUAAUAAUAGGUUUCGUGACUCACCUACCAAACACCACCACCAAAAUAAAAAACAACGAUCAAAAAGCGGCGGCUUCGGCGGUGGUGGUGGAGGUGGAGGUUACGGGCACCACCGCCACCAUAAUGGGCGGCACGCUCCUCCUCCUCCAGCCUACAUGGAUAGAUCACUUUAUGCCGCUCAGCCCGGCGAGCGGUACCCUCAGGUGGAUUACAGCUAUCCGGCAGCGGCUCCUCCACCUACUCAGGCGGCGUAUUCUCAACAGGUUUAUGAACAGAGUGCGUAUUACUACCCUCCUCCGGAUGCAGCGGUGGCAGGGGCGGGAGCAGCAGCUUACGGGGUGUAUACAAGUAGCGGUGCACCGGCGGCCUAUCAACCGGCUCCUUAUCAACCGUAUACAUACCAGUAGCAGUGGGCCCGUUUUUUACUGUCAAAAAUUAUAUGUAAGUGGUCAGGACAAAGGUGUUUUCGGUUUUUAGGUCAUUUUUGUUUUGAUUUUUUACUUUUUAAUGCUAGCUACGUUGUACACUUUAAUGAUAACUUUGUUUUGAGGCAAAGCUAUAAAGUGCUUAGCCUUUUUGACCUAGUUGAAAAUAUCAUAUGUGAAAAUCAGUUUACCUUUUUA